Messenger RNA from Gorilla gorilla gorilla (western lowland gorilla), 5084 nucleotides. RefSeq names its product reticulon 3 (gene RTN3). Gene Ontology annotation, biological process: brain development; endoplasmic reticulum tubular network formation; neuron differentiation. Gene Ontology annotation, cellular component: endoplasmic reticulum membrane; postsynaptic density; neuron projection. NCBI's taxonomy places the organism in Eukaryota, Metazoa, Chordata, Mammalia, Primates, Hominidae. The record is from RefSeq and is a predicted model, not a curated record. The transcript is spliced from 10 exons. The coding region runs from base 206 to 3364 and encodes 1052 amino acids.
GCUUGGGGCCCUUUGUGCGCAUGCGCGCUCGCGCUCCCGCCCUCUAGCUGCGCUCGGCUGAGUCAGUCAGUCUGUCGGAGUCUGUCCUCGGAGCAGGCGGAGUAAAGGGACUUGAGCGAGCCAGUUGCCGGAUUAUUCUAUUUCCCCUCCCUCUCUCCCGCCCCGUAUCUCUUUUCACCCUUCUCCCACCCUCGCUCGCGUAGCCAUGGCGGAGCCGUCGGCGGCCACUCAGUCCCAUUCCAUCUCCUCGUCGUCCUUCGGAGCCGAGCCGUCCGCGCCCGGCGGCGGCGGGAGCCCAGGAGCCUGCCCCGCCCUGGGGACGAAGAGCUGCAGCUCCUCCUGUGCGGAUUCCUUUGUAUCUUCCUCUUCCUCUCAGCCUGUAUCUCUAUUUUCGACCUCACAAGAGGGAUUGAGCUCUCUUUGCUCUGAUGAGCCAUCUUCAGAAAUUAUGACUUCUUCCUUUCUUUCAUCUUCUGAAAUACAUAACACUGGCCUUACAAUACUACAUGGAGAAAAAAGCAAUGUGUUAGGGAGCCAGCCUAUUUUAGCCAAAGAAGGAAAAGACCACUUGGAUCUUCUAGAUAUGAAAAAGAUGGAAAAGCCUCAGGGGACCAGCAACAACGUAUCAGACUCUCCAGUUUCUCUUGCAGCAGGAGUUCAUUGUGACCGUCCUUCUAUUCCAGCCAGUUUCCCAGAGCAUCCUGCUUUUCUCUCAAAGAAAAUUGGUCAAGUGGAAGAGCAAAUAGAUAAAGAGACCAAGAACCCAAAUGGGGUAUCAAGUAGGGAGGCUAAAACUGCAUUGGAUGCUGAUGACAGAUUCACUUUGCUAACAGCCCAGAAACCACCUACUGAGUACUCUAAGGUAGAAGGCAUUUAUACAUAUUCUUUGUCUCCAUCCAAAGUUUCAGGAGAUGAUGUUAUUGAAAAGGAUUCCCCUGAAUCACCAUUUGAAGUAAUUAUUGACAAAGCAGCAUUUGACAAAGAAUUUAAAGACUCAUAUAAGGAGAGCACAGAUGAUUUUGGUAGCUGGUCUGUGCACACUGAUAAAGAAUCAUCCGAAGACAUUUCAGAGACUAAUGACAAGCUUUUUCCACUGAGAAAUAAAGAGGCAGGACGUUACCCAAUGUCUGCAUUGCUCAGUAGGCAGUUUUCACACACAAAUGCAGCACUGGAAGAGGUGUCCAGAUGCGUGAAUGAUAUGCAUAACUUUACUAACGAAAUACUGACUUGGGAUCUGGUUCCCCAAGUGAAACAACAGACCGAUAAAUCUUCUGACUGCAUCACAAAAACUACAGGACUUGACAUGAGUGAAUAUAAUUCAGAAAUUCCAGUUAUAAAUCUUAAAACUAGCACUCAUCAGAAAACUCCUGUAUGUUCUAUUGAUGGGAGCACUCCCAUCACUAAAUCAACAGGUGAUUGGGCAGAAGCAUCUCUCCAGCAAGAAAAUGCUAUCACUGGAAAACCUGUACCCGACUCUUUGAAUUCCACGAAAGAAUUCAGUAUCAGAGGUGUGCAAGGCAAUAUGCAGAAACAGGAUGACACACUUGCAGAAUUACCUGGAUCUCUACCUGAGAAAUGUGACUCUUUGGGUUCUGGAGUGGCCACAGUGAAAGUGGUUUUACCUGAUGACCACCUGAAAGAUGAAAUGAACUGGCAGAGCUCUGCAUUGGGAGAAAUCACAGAAGCUGAUAGUUCUGGUGAGUCUGAUGAGACAGUAAUAGAGGACAUAACAGCAGAUACAUCAUUUGAAAAUAACAAAAUUCAGGCUGAAAAACCUGUUUCCAUUCCAAGUGCUGUUGUAAAAACAGGUGAAAGAGAAAUCAAAGAGAUUCCCAGUUGUGAGAGAGAAGAAAAAACAUCUCAAAACUUUGAAGAAUUGGUCAGUGACUCUGAGCUGCAUCAAGAUCAGCCUGAUAUUCUUGGAAGGAGUCCAGCUAGUGAGGCAGCAUGUUCAAAAGUACCCGAUACGAAUGUCUCCUUAGAAGAUGUGAGUGAAGUUGCUCCUGAAAAGCCUAUUACUACUGAGAACCCCAAACUUCCUUCAACAGUGUCUCCAAAUGUUUUUAAUGAGACAGAAUUCUCAUUAAAUGUGACAACAUCUGCCUAUUUGGAGUCAUUACAUGAGAAAAAUGUUAAACAUAUAGAUGAUUCCUCCCCAGAGGACCUGAUAGCAGCCUUUACAGAAACCAGAGAUAAAGGAAUAGUAGAUAGUGAAGGAAAUGCUUUUAAAGCAAUAUCAGAGAAGAUGACAGACUUUAAAACAACUCCUCCUGUAGAAGUCUUACAUGAAAAUGAGUCUGGUGGUUCUGAAAUUAAAGACAUUGGAAGCAAAUACAGUGAACAAAGCAAAGAAACAAAUGGAAGUGAGCCUCUAGGUGUUUUCCCUACCCAAGGUACUCCAGUAGCAUCUCUUGACUUAGAACAAGAACAGCUCACAAUUAAGGCUCUUAAAGAAUUAGGUGAAAGACAGGUUGAGAAGUCAACUUCUGCACAGCGUGACGUAGAAUUGCCUUCUGAAGAAGUACUGAAGCAAACUUUCACAUUUGCUCCAGAAUCUUGGCCACAGAGAUCAUAUGACAUCCUAGAACGUAAUGUCAAGAAUGGAUCUGAUCUUGGGAUUUCCCAGAAGCCCAUCACUAUCAGAGAAACUACUAGGGUAGAUGCUGUUUUCAGCCUUAGCAAGACUGAAUUGGUAAAAAAGCAUGUCCUAGCAAGACUUCUGACAGACUUCUCAGCAUCACUAUCUGGGACUCUCGGAUUCCCAUCAGGAGUCAUAAUACCUUCUCUUUCUCCUAUGCACGAUCUGAUUUUCUGGAGAGAUGUGAAGAAGACUGGGUUUGUCUUUGGCACCACGCUGAUCAUGCUGCUUUCCCUGGCAGCUUUCAGUGUCAUCAGUGUGGUUUCUUACCUCAUCCUGGCUCUUCUCUCUGUCACCAUCAGCUUCAGGAUCUACAAGUCCGUCAUCCAAGCUGUACAGAAGUCAGAAGAAGGCCAUCCAUUCAAAGCCUACCUGGACGUAGACAUUACUCUGUCCUCUGAAGCUUUCCAUAAUUACAUGAAUGCUGCCAUGGUGCACAUCAACAGGGCCCUGAAACUCAUUAUUCGUCUCUUUCUGGUAGAAGAUCUGGUUGACUCCUUGAAGCUAGCUGUCUUCAUGUGGCUGAUGACUUAUGUUGGUGCUGUUUUUAACGGAAUCACCCUUCUAAUUCUUGCUGAACUGCUCAUUUUCAGUGUCCCAAUUGUGUAUGAGAAGUACAAGACCCAGAUUGAUCACUAUGUUGGCAUCGCCCGAGAUCAGACCAAGUCAAUUGUUGAAAAGAUCCAAGCAAAACUCCCUGGAAUCGCCAAAAAAAAGGCAGAAUAAGUACAUGGAAACCAGAAAUGCAACAGUUACUAAAACACCAUUUAAUAGUUAUAACGUCGUUACUUGUACUAUGAAGGAACAUACUCAAUGUCAGCUUGAGCCUGCAUUCCAAGCUUUUUUUUUUAAUUUGGUGUUUUCUCCCAUCCUUUCCCUUUAACCCUCAGUAUCAAGCACAAAAAUUGAUGGACUGAUAAAAGAACUAUCUUAGAACUCAGAAGAAGAAAGAAUCAAAUUCAUAGGAUAAGUCAAUACCUUAAUGGUGGUAGAGCCUUUACCUGUAGCUUGAAAGGGGAAAGAUUGGAGGUAAAAGAGAAAAUGAAAGAUAGAACAUCUCUGGGUCCUUCUGUCCAGUUUUCAGCACUAGUCUUACUCAGCUAUCCAUUAUAGUUUUGCCCUUAAGUUAAGAAGUAAUGAUUAACUUAUGAAAAAAUUAUUUGGGGACAGGAGUGUGAUACCUUCCUUGGUUUUUUUUUUUUUUGCAGCCCUCAAAUCCUAUCUUCCUGCCCCACAAUGUGAGCAGCUACUCCUGAUACUCCUUUUCUUUAAUGAUUUAACUAUCAACUUGAUGAAUAACUUAUAGGUGAUAGUGAUAAUUCCUGAUUCCAAGAAUGCCAUCUGAUAAAAAAGAAUAGAAAUGGAAAGUGGGACUGAGAGGGAGUCAGCAGGAAUGCUGUGGUGGCCGUCACUCCCUCUGCCACUAUCCCCAGGGAAGGAAAGGCUCCGCCAUUUGGGAAAGUGGUUUCUACAUCACUGGACACCGGUUCUGAGCAUUAGUUUGAGAACUCGUUCCCGAAUGUGCUUUCCUCCCUCUCCCCUGCCCACCUCAAGUUUAAUAAAUAUGGUUGUACUUUUCUUAUUAUAAAAUAAAUGUCUGUAACUGCUGUGCACUGCUGUAAACUUGUUAGAGAAAAAAAUAACCUGCAUGUGGGCUCCUCAGUUAUUGAGUUAUUGUGAUCCUAUCUCAGUCUGGGGGGGAACAUUCUCAAGAGGUGAAAUACAGAAAGCCUUUUUUUCUUGAUCUUUUCCCAGUUCUUUUCUUGAUCUUUUCCUGAGAUUCAAAUCUCCGAUUCCCAUUUGGAGGCAAGUUUUUUUCUCCACCUUCAAUAUGAAAAUUCAGCGAACUUGAAAGAAAAAUCAUCUGUGAGUUCCUUCAGGUUCUCACUCAUAGUCAUGAUCCUUCAGAGGGAAUAUGCACUGGCGAGUUUAAAGUAAGGGCUAUGAUAUUUGAUGGUCCCAAAGUACGGCAGCUGCAAGAAGUAGUGGAAGGAAAUUGUCUUUCUAUGUGUUUUGGGAAAAUUAGGAAUUUGGAUGGGUAAAAGGUACCCUUGCCUUACUCCAUCUUAUUUUCUUAGCCCCCUUUGAGUGUUUUAACUGGUUUCAUAUCCUAGUAGGAAGUGCAUUCUCCAUCCUCAUCCUCUGCCCUCCCAGGAAGUCAGUGAUUGUCUUUUUGGGCUUCCCCUCCAAAGGACCUUCUGCAGUGGAAGCGCCACAUCCAGUUCUUUUCUUUUGUUGCUGCUGUGUUUAGAUAAUUGAAGAGAUCUUUGUGCCACACAGGAUUUUUUUUUUUUUAAGAAAAACCUAUAGAUGAAAAAUUACUAAUGAAACUGUGUGUACAUGUCUGUGUGUGCAACAUAAAAAUACAGUAGCACCUAAGGAGCUUGAAUCUUGGUUCCUGUAAAAUUUCAAAUUGAUGUAUUAAUAAAAAAAAAAACACAAACAA